This is a messenger RNA of Oncorhynchus kisutch (coho salmon), 725 nucleotides long. Its product is annotated as phospholipase A2-like. Bases 102 to 629 code for a protein of 175 amino acids. Gene Ontology annotation, biological process: phospholipid metabolic process; arachidonate secretion; lipid catabolic process. Lineage: Eukaryota; Metazoa; Chordata; Actinopteri; Salmoniformes; Salmonidae. The transcript is spliced from 4 exons. Gene Ontology annotation, molecular function: calcium ion binding; phospholipid binding. The record is from RefSeq and is a predicted model, not a curated record.
AUCAGUCGACCUCACGUGGAGUCGCGAGCCCUAGUUUGAGAAACGCGGUCAUCAACUGACGCGUUCUAGAACAGAAGACCAUUACUAGGCGCGUGGCUUGCAUGGAGAUGUCUGCUUUAUACCUCGCUCUGCUUCUGUUCUCCGAGCAUGUUAUCGACGGGAUAACCAGAUCUUACGAAGGGACUGAGUUAGCGACAACACCGACAGUCACCUCCCCGUUACCGGAGCGAUGGCGGCGGCGGGACAAGCGGGGCUUGUUGGAGUUGGCGGGCGUCGUUAAAUGCAGCACUGGGAGGUCGGCGGUGGCUUACGUCAUGUAUGGAUGUUACUGCGGGCUGGGAGGCCAGGGAUGGCCCCGAGACAAGGCUGACUGGUGCUGUCACAAACAUGACUGUUGCUAUGGGAAGGCCGAGAAUCUGGGUUGUCAGACCAAGACGGACAAGUACCAGUGGACCUGUGAGAACAAGAUGUCAAACUGCGAGUCUCUCAAGAAUCGAUGUGACAAGAUUCUGUGCAGGUGUGACCGGGAGGCGGCCAGGUGUCUGAGGAGAGCUCCCUUCAUCCCUAAAUACUCUGUCUGGCCCGACUUCAUGUGUGGAUACGAACAGCCCACCUGUACCCGUCACUGAUGCUGUUACACAGUGUGUGUGAGAGAGAGAGACUAGUGUUUUCUCUCGUUUGUCCUGGCUAGUGGUGUGUGUGUAAUAAAGACCUACAGUACUUUA